AUUUUCAUUUGCUUUCCGAACUGUACGAAUAAAUCACAAUGAACAUAUACGAGUUUUUUUUGGAAAUAGUCAUCGUUCUAGCAAUUAUACAACCUAUCACCGGGGAGUGUAAUGAAUUUUCUGGACCAUCCGGGAUCGUAGAAUGUUUUUCGUCUGCUCGAUAUAACGGAGACUACCAAUGGGGAACAUGUUUAACCAAGGCGUAUAUAGAACAACGGUCCGAGGGAAACUAUACUUGUGAAGAUCGUACAAGAACAUACUGUUACUACCAGUGUAUGCUUGAACAAUACGAAGUACUUCAAGGCCCAGUAAACGAGGAUUGUUCUUGCCGACCGGGUUACGCACUACAUAGUACAGAAGCGCCCUUAUCCGCUUGGUGCUACAGCCCUGAUGGAACAGAGUGUAGUUGGUAUAGGACAUGCUUAGAGAAGCGAUACCCCUGUAGUGGGUCUGAGGCAUCUUACGCAUUAGACUAUGGCGAUAAAUUCUGUAGUUUGUACACCCAAAACUACAAUGGUUUCGAUGAAAUAGGAAAGAAGUGGAUCGAUGCGGUGCGUAAAUGUCUCCAAGUUGCUCUUGUACCGUUGCUGCGUCCGUACAAUCACCCUAGCUGUGACGAAAUAAAAGACGCUGCAUUUAGAAGCCAUUCUGGGUGUUACGUAAGCCCGUACCCGGGUGCACCCUCGUUUUGUGACAUCGGAUGGUCCAACUAUUGGAAAGUUUUCUGGACAAUAAAGUCAGCUUUUGUAAGCAAUUUUUGGAACACAGUAGGGCAAGGAUUGAAAACGGGUUUCGGCUGCAUUAGUAAUAGGAUAGCAGAGCCGGAGGAUAUUCACAUGUUAAAAGUUUCUGUUGAGCAAAUAAUGGAUGAUAGUGUUGAAAAACUCGAACAAUCACUUACGGAGUACAUUCCCGAACAUGUUACAGUAUAUGUGUUUCAAGAUUCUAAUCGACGAGAAAGAAGUACAGAUCCGUCAAAUUCCAUAGUUAUGAAUGUGUUAUUAUUUGAUCGGAUAAAAUACGACCUCAACUAUAAAAACGUUUCUAACAUCAGUUUUGACGGCGUUAUAACACAACUGGAGGAUGACAUUGAAACUGGACAGUAUCAACUUGAUAUUGGAGUUCCAAUAGAAGAGAUCAGCUUUUGCCCAGAUAUUGAAUGCCAUAAUAUAACAAGAAAAGUGGUACUUGGUUCGGAAAAGGAAAGUACAGUGGUACCUGGUCCGGAACAGGAAAGUACAGUGGAACCUGGUCCGGAAAAGGAAAGUACAGUGGUACCUGGUCCGGAAAAGGAAAGUACAGUGGUACCUGGUCCGGAAAAGGAAAGUACAGUGGUACCUGGUCCAGAAAAGAAAAAUACAGUGGAACCUGGCCCGGAAGUGGAAAGUACUGGAUUGUCUAUCGGGGUUAUAAUAGUUGGGUUUGCCGUCCGCUCUCGGACACUGUUGCUGUUAACUCUAUUGCUGGUAGGAAGCGUAGGACACAAAAGAUCCCACAUGGCCGUCGCCAUGAGACUCGAAGGGAAGACGGGUGCAGGCACACCGGAAGAACGUGCCGUGUAG
Messenger RNA from Mya arenaria, 1562 nucleotides. RefSeq lists its product as uncharacterized. NCBI's taxonomy places the organism in Eukaryota, Metazoa, Mollusca, Bivalvia, Myida, Myidae. Bases 39 to 1562 code for a protein of 507 amino acids. The transcript is spliced from 5 exons. The record is from RefSeq and is a predicted model, not a curated record.